Puntigrus tetrazona (Sumatra barb) is the source of this 1146-nucleotide messenger RNA. It is a transcript of the gene rdh8b, whose product is annotated as retinol dehydrogenase 8b. The record is from RefSeq and is a predicted model, not a curated record. Gene Ontology annotation, molecular function: estradiol 17-beta-dehydrogenase [NAD(P)+] activity. Gene Ontology annotation, cellular component: cytoplasm. The transcript has 6 exons. Bases 113 to 1066 code for a protein of 317 amino acids. Gene Ontology annotation, biological process: estrogen biosynthetic process. Lineage: Eukaryota; Metazoa; Chordata; Actinopteri; Cypriniformes; Cyprinidae.
CAGUCUGAAACAGCAGCAGGGUAGUCUCCUUCAGGACUGCUUUGAGCAGAAGGAGCUCGAACUUCAGCAGGAGGAGAACUAUGUAACUCAGCCCCGUUACUCCGGUGAAACCAUGGCAACGGAGGGACAGAGAGUGGUGCUGAUCACCGGCUGCUCGUCCGGUAUCGGGCUCGUGAUCGCCGUGACGCUCGCGAGAGACGAGAUGAAGCGCUACUACGUCAUAGGCACCAUGCGGGAUCUGAAGAGGAAGGAUAAGUUGGUUGAAGCGGCGGGAGACGUGUACGGUAAAACUCUGUCUCUGCUCACGCUGGACGUCUGCAGCGAUGAAUCUGUCAAACAGUGUGUGGACAGCGUCAAAGAUAGACAUAUAGACAUACUGAUUAAUAACGCUGGCGUGGGUCUGGUGGGGCCGCUCGAGGGGCUCAGGAUGGAGGACAUGAUGAAGGUGUUCGAGACCAACUUCUUCGGCGCGGUGCGUAUGAUUAAAGAGGUGAUGCCCGACAUGAAGAAGAGGCGCUCGGGACACAUCAUCGUCAUCAGCAGCGCCAUGGGUCUGCAGGGCGUGGUGUUUAAUGAUGUUUACACCGCGUCAAAGUUUGCCGUGGAGGGCUUCUGUGAGAGCCUGGCCGUCCAGCUGCUCAGGUUUAACGUCACUAUGUCGAUGAUCGAGCCCGGGCCCGUACACACUGAGUUUGAAAUGAAGAUGUUUGCAGACGUUUCUAAGAAAGAGUAUGCUGGCACGGAUCCAGAGACGCUCCACCACUUUAGGACCUUCUACCUGCCCAGUGCAGCCAACAUCUUCCAAAGCCUGGGCCAAACCCCCGAAGACAUCGCCAAGUGUACUAAGAAGGUGAUCGAGUCUCCGCGGCCUCCGUUCCGUAACCUGACCAAUCCUCUGUACACUCCCAUCGUGGCGCUGAAGUACGCGGACGAGACGGGAACCCUGUCGGUCCACACCUUCUAUCACAUGCUGUAUAACCUGGGAGGAGUCAUGAAUGUUAGUCUGAGAAUCAUGAAGUGUCUGAGCUGUGGAUGUUUACGGAGCCGAGCCGCUUCACCAACCUAACACACACCUAACACACACCUAACACACACAUCACACCUAACACACACCUAACACACACCUAACACACACAUCACACCUAA